GAUUGGAGAGUUCGAGAAGACGGGGAGGAAAUGGCGGCAGAAGAAGGGCAGGUCAUCAGUUGCCACACCGUUGAGGCCUGGAACGAGCAACUCCAGAAGGGAAAUGACUCCAAGAAACUGAUUGUUGUGGAUUUUACCGCAUCUUGGUGUGGACCAUGCCGAUUUAUUGCACCGGUCCUGGCUGAGCUGGCCAAGAAGUAUCCUGGUGUCACGUUUCUCAAAGUUGAUGUGGAUGAGUUGAAGUCUGUUGCUCAAGACUGGGCAGUGGAGGCAAUGCCCACUUUUGUGUUCUUGAAAGAGGGGAAAAUCGUGGACAGAGUUGUGGGAGCAAAGAAGGAGGAAUUACUGCAAACUAUUACUAAACAUAUGGCAACAGCUAGUGCUUAAUCUGGCUUCAGAGAGUGCCGUAAACGUACUGUUUGAUGUUCUGUCUUAUCAUCUAGUACUGGGAUGCCUUUGGACCUGAGGCUUUUAUUCUGUUAUUUCAUGCCAUCAGUUUCUGUUUACUCUUAUCUUGGAUUACCAGAGAAUAAUUCUUCGUGAACAGUGAAGAACGGAUCAUGCAUUCGUGAUAUCAUUAGCGUUCCGGAUUCUCAUCGCUGGUUAGCUUUGAGAUAUAUGUGAAUAUAAUCGAAUUAAUCGUUUGCUACUAUUUUUGACGCAA
Molecule: messenger RNA, 664 nt
Organism: Neltuma alba
Lineage: Eukaryota; Viridiplantae; Streptophyta; Magnoliopsida; Fabales; Fabaceae
Product: thioredoxin H-type
Exons: 3
Coding region: 31-387 (118 amino acids)
Molecular function (GO): protein-disulfide reductase activity
Source: RefSeq, a predicted model, not a curated record